AUGUCCAAGGGGCUUCUCCUCCUCUGGCUGGUGAUGGAACUCUGGUUGCUUUAUCUGACACCAGCUGCCUCCGAGGAUACAAUAAUAGGGUUUUUGGGCCAGUCGGUGACUUUACCUUGUCAGUACUCAUCCUGGUCCCAGAGCCGCAACAGCAUGUGCUGGGGCAGAGGUUCAUGUCCCAGUUCGAAGUGCAAUGGAGAGCUUCUUCGUACAGACGGAACAAGGACCAUCUCCAGGAAGUCAGGAAAAUACACACUUUGGGGGAGUAUCCGGUUAGGUGAUGUGUCCUUGACCAUCUCAAACACCAAUCAAGGUGACAGUGGGGUGUACUGCUGCCGUAUAGAGGUGCCUGGCUGGUUCAAUGAUGUCAAGAAGACAGUGCGCCUGGAGCUGAGGAGAGCCACAACAACCAAAAGACCCACAACAACCACCCGGCCAACCACCCGGCCAACCACCCAGCCAACCACCCGGCCAACCACCCGGCCAACCACUCGACCAACCACCGGGCCAACCACCACCCCUUACUUGACCACUACCCCAGAGCCGCUUCCGACAACAGUCAGGACCACACCUGAUCCCACAACCACGGCCCGGCCCCAGACACUGGCUUCCACUGUAGUGGGUACAGCAGUAACCAUGUACCCCUCAACAAUGCCUGGCUCCUUCUCACAAGAAACCACAAGUUUUUCAACCACAGAGAUCUUCACGAAAGGGUCUGCCAUCACUGCAGAAUCAGAAACUCUUUCUGCAUUCAACAACUCUCAAAGAAGUGGGAUGACCAUAUCUACAGACACAGCCUUAGUCAGACCCACAGGGUCCAAGGCUUGGAUUCUCUCAUCAACUUCACAGCUGAUGACACAGAAAACAACAACGACGAGGAGAGAGUCUUCGCAGAAGACAGGUCAAUUAUAUAAGAUCGAUGACAGACAGACCAACAUCUUGAUCAUCGCCUGCUGUGUGGGGUUUGUGCUGAUGGUGUUCUUGUUUGUGGCGUUUCUCCUUCGAGGAAAAGUCACAGAAGCCAAUUGUUUGCGGAGACACAGGAGGCCAGACAACACCGAAGAUAGUAAGAGUGUCCUCAAUGACAUGUCACAAGGGAGGGAUGAUGAAGACGGGAUCUUCACUCUCUGA
Rattus rattus (black rat) is the source of this 1131-nucleotide messenger RNA. Its product is annotated as T-cell immunoglobulin and mucin domain-containing protein 4-like. The coding region runs from base 1 to 1131 and encodes 376 amino acids. The transcript has 9 exons. The record is from RefSeq and is a predicted model, not a curated record. NCBI's taxonomy places the organism in Eukaryota, Metazoa, Chordata, Mammalia, Rodentia, Muridae.